CCAACCCAAAUCAUAUCAACAAAUAUAAAAACCAAACCUAAAAAAUAAAAAACUAUUGAAUAUUCCGGGCAAACAUCUCUAGUGUCUAUUUGAACACAACUAAUGUAUUGUUUGUAAACAUUGUAUUUAUAUUUGAGUUAUUUUUUUCAAAAAAAAAGUAUUCAAUAAAUAAAUAAAUAAAACAUUAGUUUAUUAUUAUUAUUAUUAUCGGGUUAUUGACUGAACCAAUCAAUCCAUGGAUUCGGACACCGAUUACGAUGAAGAAGACGAGGAUCAGUGGUCAGAAGCACGGGAAACAUUGGACAUCAGAGGAGGAGGAGUUGCCGUCGAUGACGAGGACAACAACAACGACGGCAGCGGCGCCGCUGAAGAGGACAAAGAUGACGACCAGACCGAUGUCGAAGAGGCCGACGACGACAACGACGAUGACGACGAACCGAUGGACGUCCAAAACAAAGACCAAACCCUCGAUGACUGUCUUCGACAGUUUGCCGCCGAAGACUAUAUAAUGGAACCGGGAAUCAAAGAGUCGCUGAUCCAGUAUUUCCAAUCGGGCGGUACACCCGAACAAGUUGUCGAACUACUAUCGGAUAACUAUCACGCUAUCGCCCAGACGGCCAACCUAUUGGCCGAAUGGCUAAUAAUGACCGAUUUGAAGAUAUCCGAAGUCCAAUCACUGGUUGAAGAUCAUCUGAAACAUAUGAUUAUCAAACAUUUUGAUCCGAAAAAGGCGGACACUAUUUUCGAAACUACGGGUACACCUCAAUGGUUAACCGAAAUGAUUGAACACCAAACGUGGCGAUCGUUGAUCUAUAAGUUGGCCGAAGAUUAUCCCGAUUGUCUGAUGUUGACGUUUACGGUUAAACUGAUAUCUGAUGCCGGAUUUCAAGGAGAGAUUACAUCCAUAUCGACUGCCAGCCAACAGUUGGAAGUAUUUUCAAGAAUAUUGAAGACAUCGACUAAUAAUUUCUUGGAAAAAGGCGAAGAAACGUUGGACACGAAUAUUAAUGAAUUUAUUAAAAUGGUUUGUCACGGCGAACAUACAUUUCUCUACUCCCAGGCCAUGAUGAACGUACUGUCACAGGAGGCUAAAGGUGGCCAAAGUAUUAAACGACUGUCGCAGGAGAUAUCUAACUGUGCAUCAAAACACGGACACGACGCUACACCUAUACUACUGUCACUGAACGGUGCAUCGGCUCAUCCGCGUGUCAGCCAAGCACUGACUGCUAUGCUGUCGAAGAAUGCCUUGAAUCCGGCCGACAUAACUGUCCUCUACAAGUCAUAUCAGGCCCAAGAUUCGCCGCCACCAGUCGAACUGCUUAGAGUACCUCAGCUACUGGAGCUACUGUUGGACGCCCUAUUUAAACCCCAAUGCAAACUACAUCCGGAACACAAACCCAAGUAUAUCUAUUUGUUGGCCUACGGAGCCUCAGUCUACGAGACCUAUACGGGCGGUAAGAAAUCUGUUCGGCGAACACUGAAUCGCGACGAACUCAAAGGUACCGUUCAGGCCAUUGAAAAAGUGUCGACAAUUUGUACGGAAAACAAAGGUUCAUCAGAGUUGUUACCGGAACUGAACUCACUGUUCCAGUGUAUACGUUAUCCAGUGUGCGGUCUCGGCUUAUGUCAAUGGGUCAGGAAUGUUGUGUCGGAACGGACCUACUUUCAGCUCAGCACUGAACACACGCCAUUGCAUUUGGCACUGUUAGAUGAGGUGACGACAUGCCAUACGACACUACACUCCCGGGUACUCGAUCUUUAUAUACAGAUCUUCGAAGAACAACAAGAAGAACUUGAAGUAUUGGCCCAAUUGGAGGUCAAGAAGAUGCUAUUGGAUCGUAUGGUACAUCUGUUGUCACGCGGGUGUGUCGUACCCGUCAUAAACUAUAUUAAACAGUGUAUCGAUAGGGGAGAGACCGAUAUGUCGCUGAUCCGCUAUUUUGUGUGCGAAGUAUUGGAUGUAAUAACACCGCCAUUCAGUACAGAGUUUGUCCAAUUGUUUUAUCCAGUUGUCAACAAUACCGAUGUUACCGGUAGUCUCAGGUCGGACACUGAACAACAACUUGUACAACAGUUUCUCACUCAUUGUCGACAAAAUUACAAGUCGUUUGUCUAAAAAAAUAAUAAUAAUAAAACACUCAUAAAAUUUUGAAAUUAUUUUUUCAUAUUCAUUGUAAAUAUUUUUUCAUUUAAAUAACUGAUAUUUUUUUGGAGUUGUUUUUAUUAAAUAAUAAAUUAUAU
Molecule: messenger RNA, 2241 nt
Organism: Oppia nitens
Lineage: Eukaryota; Metazoa; Arthropoda; Arachnida; Sarcoptiformes; Oppiidae
Gene: TH1
Product: negative elongation factor D-like
Exons: 5
Coding region: 236-2116 (626 amino acids)
Biological process (GO): negative regulation of transcription elongation by RNA polymerase II
Cellular component (GO): nucleus; NELF complex
Molecular function (GO): RNA binding
Source: RefSeq, a predicted model, not a curated record